Xyrauchen texanus (razorback sucker) is the source of this 4765-nucleotide messenger RNA. RefSeq names its product CCR4-NOT transcription complex, subunit 4b (gene cnot4b). Gene Ontology annotation, biological process: protein ubiquitination. The transcript has 13 exons. The coding region runs from base 221 to 2635 and encodes 804 amino acids. Gene Ontology annotation, molecular function: ubiquitin-protein transferase activity; metal ion binding; RNA binding. Gene Ontology annotation, cellular component: CCR4-NOT complex. The record is from RefSeq and is a predicted model, not a curated record. Lineage: Eukaryota; Metazoa; Chordata; Actinopteri; Cypriniformes; Catostomidae.
AGACAGUACCGCUCUACAGAGAGGCAAUAAGAAAAAAAGGCUGGGUGUUUUCAUCAAAUCACACAGGAACAGGGACAACCCACCUUGGAAAAUUAAAAGCACCAGUUUUUUUUAGACCUUUUCCGUUCAGAUAGAUUUUAUUGGAGUGAAUCUGUUUUUACAAAUAGGAAGGCUCUACCUGUGAGAAAGCCGCCCUCUUCUCUCUGCGUCGUGCCAUAGAAUGUCUCACAGCCCUGAGGUGAAGGAAGACCACAUGGAUUGCCCACUGUGCAUGGAACCAUUGGAGAUUGACGACGUCAACUUCUUCCCCUGCACCUGCGGCUACCAGAUCUGCCGCUUCUGCUGGCAUCGUAUUCGCACAGAUGAGAACGGCCUCUGUCCGGCCUGCAGAAAGCCAUAUCCAGAAGACCCUGCAGUUUACAAACCUCUUUCUCAAGAAGAACUUCAGAGGAUAAAGAAUGAGAAGAAGCAGAAGCAGAACGAGCGGAAACAGAAGAUCACAGAAAACCGCAAACACCUUUCUAGUGUGCGUGUUGUCCAGAGAAACCUUGUUUUUGUGGUGGGCCUUUCACAGAGACUCGCCGACACUGAGAUCUUAAAAAGGCCAGAAUACUUUGGGAAGUUUGGGAAGAUCCAUAAAGUGGUCAUCAAUAACAGCACUUCAUAUGCUGGUUCACAGGGUCCUAGCGCCAGUGCCUACGUCACUUACAUUCGAUCAGAAGACGCCCUUAGAGCGAUACAGUGUGUUAACAAUGUUGUAGUAGACAGCAGAACACUUAAGGCUUCUUUAGGUACAACAAAAUACUGCAGUUAUUUUCUAAAAAGCAUGCAGUGCCCCAAACCAGACUGCAUGUAUCUUCAUGAGCUGGGAGAUGAAGCAGCAAGUUUCACUAAAGAGGAAAUGCAGGCAGGGAAACACCAGGAAUAUGAGCAGAAACUCUUACAAGACCUCUACAAAACAAACCCCAACUUCCUACAGAACUCAACAGGGACUGGGGAUAAGACAAAGAGCAAAUCAGGCUUAUCACAGAGUUCCAACAGUACCAACAAAGACUCAUGGCCUUCAUUACAAAUCACAGGGAAGACACCCAAUGGGCUUCUAGAACACCAUAAGACCCCACCACCAGAUGGCGGCUCAGACUCGGAAAACAUGACUUCAGACAGACCAGACACAGAGUUGGGUUUAGGCCCCAUCACUGACCUACCCCCCUUCAUGCCAAACUGUGACCCUGUCAGCCCUAGUAACAACCUUUUGGAUGGCAUCAGUAUAGGUAACGGAGAAACAUCACAAAUCUCCAGCAAUGACUCUCCAUUACCCCCUCCUGGCCUGACUAAGCCACCACUAGUGGUGCCCAUUUGUGUAGCAGGGCUGACAGCACGGUCACCUUUUGUGGGAGUAGCAGCCGUGUCACAGUCACUCUUUUCAGACAACAGCAACUUCAGGCACCCUAACCCGAUCCCCAGCAGCCUGCCCGGUUUUCCUAGUUCUCUUCACAGCAACUCAGACUGGCCCACAGCCCCAGAACCACAGAGCCUCUUCACCUCAGAUACCAUACCAGUGUCGUCCUCCACAGACUGGCAAGCGGCCUUUGGCUUUGGCUCGUCGACCAAGCAACAGGAUGAUGACCUUGGCUUUGACCCUUUUGACAUCACCCGUAAGGCGCUGGCUGACCUCAUAGAGAACGAGCUCUCUGUAGAAGACAAAGCCUCCUUACCCACAACCACUGUAACGUCAGCACCAGGCUUCCCCCAUGGGCCGUUACUGGGCUCACUCCACAGCGGCUCCUCCAUGAAAAGCCCACUUCAGCCUCCUACAUCCUCACACUUCAACCCAAACUCCAGCCUGCCCUCACGGGGUUUCUCCCAGCUCCCACAUCGUGCCGUCUACAACUCCUUUAGCUUUCCUGGCCAGACGCAGAGCUCUCGACACUGUUGGAUGGGCAUGUCCAUGCGCAAUAACCUACCGCACUUGAAUCACAUCACUGGUCACGGCGCCGCCCCUUCUUCUGCUACACAUCACAGCAGCUUUUUGGACUUAAAUAUGGUGCCACAACAACAGCAUCGUCACAGUACGGGGCUUGGAGGUAUCUCCAUCACAGAAAACAGCAGCUCAGUAGAAAGUCUAAAUGUAAAGGAAUGGCAGGAUGGGCUCAGAGCACUUUUACCUAACAUAAACAUUAACUUCGGUGGACUGCCCAGUUCCUCUUCUUCCUCAUCUUCAUCCUCGUCUUCAUCCUCCAGCGUGAACCACACAGGCGGGAUCUCACACAGCCUCAGUUGGGAUGGCACAACUAGCUGGAUGGACCCUGCCAUCAUCACAGGUAUCCCAGCUUCCUCGGGCAACAGUCUGGACUCUCUGCAGGAUGACAAUCCUCCACAUUGGCUCAAAUCCUUGCAGGCACUCACAGAGAUGGAUGUCCCGUCCAGUGCCACAGUGCCCCCACAGCCCCCACACAGUGGGUCUUUCGGGGCCCAGUUCCCCCACAGAGCCGGCUGGGCACCUUAUCCAACCACAGCCUCGGCUAACCCUACCACCCAGUUCCACUUACCUCCUCCAGGGUUCCAGUCUGCCUUCAGACCCUCAGCCCAGGCCUCUACAGAUCUGCUACAGACUGCCGGCAUGGACCGCCAUUAGAAUCUGUGAAAUCUAAUCCCAUCCUCCGCAUCACAAAACACACAGCAAACACAACAGUCAAAUCAGUACAAACCUAUUAACAAAAUAACAAGAUUUUGCGUUUCUUUGCGGUCAUUUUUUCCCAUUUCUGGAUUUGUGUUUCUCCUGGUUUAGUACUUUUUCCUUGUUGCCUUAGUGUUCUGUUCCAGCUUUCCCGAUUGAAACCAUCACAUAAACAAGCCAGUAGUCAUAGCAAAGCCUAACAAGUACGUUUCUGAAAGGUAGGAGAUCUUUUAGAGGCUUAAUCAGACUUGUUAGACCAUGUUAGAACAUAGUACACAAUAUGUAGCAUUAACAUCAGUGCAAUAAAAGGAUAGUUCACCCAAAAAUGUAUAUUCUGUCAUUUACUCACGGGUUUAUUGCUUGAUUGCUUCGAUCACAAAAGAUUUUUGGCAAAAUGGCAACCUCAGUCACCAUUCUGCACAACAUCUGCUUUUGUGUUCUUUGGAUGUAAGAAAGACCUGAGGGUGAGUAAAUCAUGACAGGAUUUUUUUUUAGGUGAACUAACCCUUUCAUUUUGGACUUGCAUACCAGUACUCAAAAGAGCUUUGUCAAUGGAAAAAAAAAACCAUUUUUUUUAUUCCAUUGAAACAAAAUGGAAAGAAUCAAAAGAAAGAUUCUUGAUUAGAAGCAAAUCUGCCUUCAAAGCUAAACCAAAAAGUACAGCCCCAGUUCAACAUCUGCACAAGUGAGUGACUUCUUGUGAUGGCUCUUCAACCCAUCUCACUCUAAGCAAUCAAGUAGACCCUCUCCCCCCAAUAAAUACAGGGCUUGUUUGAUUAAAAGGGUACUUGACUUCCAUUAUUCUGAAGGAUCAAAUACAUAAUGAUGAGGAAGCAAAAAGCAUAAGCACUUUUUCUAUGGAUCUUUGGCCUUUUAACUUUGUUCUACCUUUAAUUUUUAAGGGUCAUAAAUGUGAAGCCCACUCUGAAUACUGUUAUGGAUCAUAUCGGCCAUACCAGUUAAAAAAAUUCUAAAUCUCUUAGAUGGAUUUUGCCUAUGACCCCUGCACCAAAUGACCUGCUUGGUGAGAGGGGCUUUCACUUUCAAUGCAACACCGCAUUUAACCUCUGUAUCAGAAGGCGGUGCUUUGCAAAAUUAAGAGGAAGGCUGUUCUAUAGAAGAGCUGGGAAAAUUGACCCCUUUAAAGUACAGGGCUUGUGUAGCAUGCCUGGUGGGCAAAAGUAUGAAUGUGGCCUAAUCGGUGUUUACGCUCUGACUAUGCUCCUUGAAGAAACUUGAAAGUAUGCAUGAAAUGUAAGAAUUAGAUCUAGUGUUGAUUCAUCAAAUUGAAACAAGGUGAUGUUUUGAAUGUGAAUGCAAAGCAUGAAACUAAAUGAUUAACUAUGUAAUUUAGAUGGAUGUAUUAACAAAAAAAAAUUGAAUUAAGGGCUUUUUCGAAUGUUCACAUUUGAAGAGAAAUCGGUUGCUUUUAAUCAGUAAUUUUACUUGGUAGUUGUUGAAGAGGAAAAAAGGCUGCGUAGUGGAUGCGAUCAUACUCUUUGUGUCUGUAGCAAUUACUUUGCACAUUUUACAGUUUCCACUGGCAUUGCAAGAUGAUUAUGAUUGGGUGCUAUAAUGAUGGUGAAAGCUGGGAUAGCAGCGCUACUGGGCAACAGAGGUAUUGGCUAUACACAAGGUCUCUUGUGACCAUUAACACUGUUUGUCUCUCUUACUGCCCCUCCUUUUCAGUUUAUUUUAAUGAUCUUAAUCAUGUAUCAGCUGUUUAGUUUCCUGCCGACUGUUCAGUAUUCAACAGUAUUCCAGAGGAAUGAAUAAAUUAAAAUCUCAUGAAGAAACCAGUACAGUUUAACUUAGGGUUUUACCCAGUUCUAAAAUGUAAGAAAAUUUAAGAAUUAAGAGCUAAAAGAAUUGUACCUCUCUACAAGUCUGGAUGACAAUGAAAACUAAAUCUUAAAUAAAAGAGAAAAUGUGAGCUUGUGUUGAAAAUUGUUAAUCUUUCUCAUUCAUCAUGCCUUUUGUCUACAGGGUUCCUACAGUCAUGGAAAGUCUUAUAAAAUAUAUCAGGUCAUUUUAAAAUUGUGAUUUCCAGGCCUGGAAAUGUCAUGGAAAUUAAUAAAAUCUUAAGAA